AUGGAGGGCAGGGCCGGCCACGGGCUGCCCGGGGUGUCCCCACGCGUGUCCCCGGUCUCCACGCUGGCGCUGGACAUGGACAACCUGGCGGGGCUGGGAAGCCACUGGGACACCCCGAAGAGGCGGGCGAUUCCUCCGGGGCUGCGCUCCCCCGUUUCCCUCCCACAGCCGGGGCCCUCGGAAUCCCCCCGGGAACUCCCCCGGGAUCUUCCCCGGGAUUCCGUCUCCUCCGAGUCCUCGGAUGCGGGUUUGGGGCCGGACUCGCCCCCCGCUCAGGACCCCGCGGCGCUGGACGAUGUCUUCGAGGGGGCGAUCCUGAAGCCUGGGAGGGGACACAGAGACCGCGGGAUCCGGCGGAUCCGCUCCCUGCCGCCCCGGCUCCUGGCAGGCGGUGCCCCCCUCAGGGACAUCUCACAUGGCACCGAGUUCAACGGCCGGGGGGACCCCCGGGAACAGGGCGCUGUCCCGGUGUCGCGGGGGAUGGAGAACCUGCUGCGGGCGCCGCUGCUCCGGGGGGAGCCCGGGGGAGCUCCGGAGCCCUCGGGAUCCCGGGGAUCUCCCCCGGGCUGCUGGAGCCUGAGGCGGCCGGAGCGGCCCCGGCGGGACAGGGACGGGGACAGGGACAGGGACGGGGACCCCGCCGGGCGGGCCAAGCGCAGACGGAGCAGCAUCGCAGGGACACGCGGGGAGGGGGCGGCGGAGCCGGGGGUGUCCCCUGACCCCGGGAUGUUCCCCCUGUCCCCUGGGGCUGUCCCCUGA
Molecule: messenger RNA, 759 nt
Organism: Empidonax traillii (willow flycatcher)
Lineage: Eukaryota; Metazoa; Chordata; Aves; Passeriformes; Tyrannidae
Product: M-phase inducer phosphatase 2-like
Exons: 8
Coding region: 1-759 (252 amino acids)
Source: RefSeq, a predicted model, not a curated record